Messenger RNA from Aedes aegypti (yellow fever mosquito), 483 nucleotides. RefSeq lists its product as uncharacterized. The record is from RefSeq and is a predicted model, not a curated record. NCBI's taxonomy places the organism in Eukaryota, Metazoa, Arthropoda, Insecta, Diptera, Culicidae. The transcript has 2 exons. Bases 14 to 478 code for a protein of 154 amino acids.
GUGUGGGUGCUGCAUGGGAAUGAGGAUUCAUCAGCUUGGGUUCAAUCAACAUUUUUGCACAAACCUGGCCUACGAUCCGUACGACUUCGCGAUCAAUCUGGACGUCCUGAUGAACGACAGCAGCAUUUUCCAGAACUCCAUAUCGGCUAAGAACCCACCCCCCGUCUGUCUUCCGGUCCCGAUUCCGUACAUCCCGCUCAACGCCGAUAUCUGCAUCCGGUUGUUCGAUAUCUACACGCCGAGGCGCAAUCUUCACGCCUGCUUGGACAUCGAGGCCCGCGUUUGGCGCUACCCGUUGAUGAUCCUGCACUUUGACUGCAUGCGAAUGGGUCAGGAUGGAUUUACGCUACUCAAACCGGAAGAUGGCGAUGGAUUUGAAGCCUUGUAUCCGGAACUGCCCUCCGAACAGCAAGCAUCCGUGGACGUCUACGACGAAGUGGAAGGCAUUAAAAAGGGACUAACGAAUCGAAUUCAAUAAAUCAA